Molecule: messenger RNA, 1275 nt
Organism: Thelazia callipaeda (thelaziosis nematode)
Lineage: Eukaryota; Metazoa; Nematoda; Chromadorea; Rhabditida; Thelaziidae
Source: the annotation of a GenBank genome assembly
AUGGGGGGUCAAAUAUCAAGACCAGAAAAAAAAGGUGUGGUAAUGCCACAGCAUGCACCUUUGAAAGUUGCUCGGAAAUUUCAACGUGGUCAAGAAGCUGCUGCUAACAAGUUACCUACGGGUUAUGUGAUGGAUGAUUUCUUAAUUCCACGAAAACAUUGUUAUUUAAAAUUAUUGCGACUGAAUCGCGUGAAAGAUUACUUAUUAAUGGAGAAAGAAUUUAUUCAAAGACAAAGUAAAAGUGGCUCAAUCGGAGAGCAACAGAAAAAAGAGCGUAAAAUUGUUAAUGCACUGCGUGGUUCACCAAUUGCUUUGGCUCGAAUUCAUGAACUUUUUCUCGACGAAAAGCAUGCUGUGGUAGUUAUUGAGGGUAAUAAACGAGAAUGGUAUAUUCCUAUAUUGUCAAUCGUUGAUAAAGAUCUAAUUCGGAUUGGUGCGUUGGUAAUGGUAAAAGCUCAAGGAUCAUUAAAAAAUGUUCCAGUUGCGGUUGUUGGAGUUCUUCAUGAUAGCGUUGAUACUUCAAGUUCAAUCAUCACCAAACUUGAAAAACCACCUAAGGAAUCAUUUGAUGAUAUUGGUGGGUUAGAAGAACAAAUACAAGAAAUCAAAGAAACUGUUGAACUACCCUUAAUACAUCCUGAAUACUAUGAAGAUAUGGGUAUUACAGCACCAAAAGGUGUAAUUUUGUUUGGAGAACCUGGUACAGGAAAAACUUUGCUAGCUAAAGCAGUAGCACAUAGUACGUCGGCAACUUUUAUCCGCGCAACAGGAGCUGAUUUAAUCCAAAAAAAUAGUGGGGAAGGCUCGAAACUUGUUCGAGAAUUGUUUCGAUUAGCCAAAGAUUCAGCUCCUAGCAUUAUAUUCAUUGAUGAAAUUGAUGCAGUUGGUACGAAACGAUACGACACAACUUGUGGUGGUGAACGUGAAGUUCAACGAACAAUGCUUGAAUUGCUCAAUCAACUCGAUGGAUUCGAAAGUCGUGGCGAUGUGAAAGUUAUAAUGGCUACUAAUCGAAUUGAUGUAUUAGAUCCAGCACUUAUUCGACCUGGUCGCAUUGACAGGAAAAUUGAAUUACCAAAACCAGAUGAAAAAACAAAACUGAAAAUUUUCCAAAUUCAUACAGCUGGAAUGAAAAUUGCGAAUGACGUAAAAUUUGAAAAAUAUGCUUCAGAGUUAUCAUUUUCUGGAGCAGAUUGUAAGGUAUGUGAAACUUUUUUACCAACAGCACUUUUAUAUGAGUACCAUUUUACUCCAAUACUGAUAUAUAUAUAUAUA